AUAACUGACUUUUUAUAAAGUCUGGGUCUGAACUUCAACAAGAACACCACCGUGAAGAACAGCAAUGGCAAAGAGAAGCCUCACUCUCCGUCCCAAUCUCACACUCCAACUUUCUUCUCUCUCUAGCCUUAAUAAGUUCUUCUCUUCCAUCAACCAAAAUGGUGUUCCAGAAUCCACUGACCCACAAGAACAACUCACAAAUCUUCAAACACUACUGCAACAAGGCGACACCCAAACAGCCAAGAAUCUAAUCAAAUCCCUUAUAACUUCCAACACCACCACCACCCCUUCUCAUAUCUACACUCACUACCCCGAAAAGUCCCAUCUUUUUUCAAGCUUGAUGUUAUCAGUUUGUGCUGAAGCAAACUUCCCAAACGAAGGUAUUGAUCUCUACAUGUUAAUCAGAAAAGAUGGCUUUUUUCCUUCAAUUGCGUCGUUUAAUUUGCUACUUGAAUGUUUGGUUUCUGGUGGGCAGUAUAGUAGAGUGUUGGGUUUGUUUGAUCAUGCUGUUGGUUCGGGUUUUAGGGUUGAUAAGUUUACGUUUGGGAAGGCUGUACAGUCAGCUGUUAAGAUGGGGGAUGUGAGAAGGGGUGUUGAAUUGAUGGAGUACAUGAGGGGAAAUGGUAGGAUGGGUGUUAGUAAGUUUGUGUAUAAUGUUUUGAUUGGUGGGUUGUGUAAAGAGAAGAGGUUGGUGGAUGCACGGAAGCUGUUCGAUGAAAUGCUUGAGACGGGUGUGGCGGCUGAUAAGGUCACGUUUAAUACGAUGAUUGAUGGGUAUUGUAAAGUGGGCGAUGUGGAUGAAGCGUUUAGGAUUCGGGAGAAGAUGAAGGUUCGUAAUGUGGAGGCGAAUGUUGUUACGUUUAAUACGUUGCUUAACGGGCUUUGUAGAGGGAAGAGGAUGGAUGAGGCGAAGAAAGUGUGGGAUGAUAUGAAAGCCCACGGGUUUGUUCCGGAUGGGUUUACUUAUAGUUUUAUGUUUGACGGGUUUUCGAGGUCUGGUGAUUUGAACGCCCUAGUGUCGUUGUACGAACAGGUGGAUAAAGAUGGUAUACGUAUUAACGCGUACACGUGCGGCAUUUUGUUAAACGGGUUAUGCAAAGGAGGGAAAACCAACAAGGCUGAGGAGAUUUUGGUAAAAUUACUUGAAACGGGGCUUGUUCCGACCGAGGUAAUAUUCAAUACGAUUGUUGACGGUCACUGCAGGGAAGGUAAUAUAGAAACUGCCCUUUUAACGGUCGAAAGAAUGAAGUCGUACGGGUUAAAGCCAAGCUGUGUCACCGUCAAUCCAGUGAUCAACCAGUAUUGUCAAUCUGGUAAUCUGAUUGAGGCGGAAAAAUGGAUAAAAAUGAUGCCGGAAAUGGGCGUUUCUCCCGAUGUGACGACAUACAACAUACUGCUUGAUGGCUUCGGUCGGAAUUUACAAUUCGACAAGUGUUUUCAACUCCUCGAAGAAAUGGAAACUAACGGGUUAAUCCCGAAUGCGAUAAGUUACGGUUCUCUCGUGAACCAUUUAUGCAAAGACGGAAGGCUUCUCGAAGCACAAGUGGUUUUCACCGACAUGACAAGUAGAGGCGUUUUACCGAAUACAAGAAUAUAUAAUAUGCUGAUUAACGGUUACUGUAACCAGGGAAAUAUACAAGACGCGUUCAAGCUUUUAGAUAAAAUGUCGAGCGAUAAUGUAGUUCCGACAUUGUAUACGUACAAUACGUUGAUAAACGGUCUCUGCAAAAAGGGUAUGGUUGAGGAAGCCGAAGAACUUGCUUCAAAUAUAGAAAAUAACAAUCUCAAACGUGACGGAGUAACAUAUAAUUCGCUAAUAUCUGGCUAUUCUAUGAAGGGGAACAGCGAAAAGUGUUUAGAGUUAUACGAGAAGAUGAAAGCAUCCGGAAUAAAACCUACAAUCAACACGUAUCAUCCGCUAAUUACCGGAUGCAAAAAAGAGGGUUUAACGCUCGUAGAGAAACUCGUCGGUGAAAUGUCGCAGAUGAACUUAAAUCUCGACCGGCUGCUAUAUAACGAACUCAUUCAUUUUUACGCAGAGCUCGGUUUUGUUGAGAAAACGUGUUCGUUAUACCAUGAGAUGGUUAACAACGGAGUUCUUCCCGAUAGGAUGGCGUACAAUAGUUUGAUCAGAGCGUAUUUGAAGGAGCGAAAGAUUCAUGAAUCGAAGGAUAUCGUUGAUCAAAUGAAGGCGUCUGGAUUAGUUCCGAAAGCUGAUACUUAUGACACGAUGAUUAAGGGUCUGUGUGAUAUUAAGAUGUUUAGUGAAGGGUAUUUCUGGUACCGGGAAAUGGUUGCGAACGGGUUUUUUCCGAGUGUAAGCGUUGCUCGUGAGCUUCUUACAGGUCUCAAAGAGGAUGGAAAGUUACAAGAGGUUCAAGUAAUGUACUCUGAAAUGAACGUUCACCGGACCUAGAACUUUCUAUAAAAUUGGGGGGUCGAAAACGUAUAUAUCCAAAAAUUUAUAUACGAAAACUACAUACUCUCCACUACUGUGCGAAAAGUUUGGGGGGUCGGCCGCCCCCUCCCGCCCCUUAAAAGCUUCGCCCAUGGCUGCAAGGUUCCUUUUUUUGGAAAAAAAGUUAUAAUCUUAUAAAUUUGUUAUCUGUUACACAAUGUUGUUCUCACUUGUAAUUUUCAUUAUCGGAUUCAUCGAUUGUCUUUUCCAUCGAUGAAAAAGGAAUAAUGGAUCUUGUGAAAUUCUAUCUUCUAUGAAUGUAUACUUGUACAUGAUGAAAUGGUUCCGGUCAAUGGAGAUCGGUUGCCCUAAAUGCUUUCCUAUGAUCGUAAAUGAGAUAUUGCACGGAUUUUGGAAUCACGAAGUUGAACGAGGGUGUCGGGGUUUAGGAAGUUGAUUGAUUUCUGAUCAGGCGGUUCAUGGUUUUACAGCCGUCUCCUAACUUCGACCGCCCUUGGCGGCGAACAUGCUCCGAACACCUCUUUGUCCAUCACAAUCUCUCCGAGUAUCUCCUAAUCAGGCUUACUUCAUGUUAAUCAAGUAUGAAGGCCAAUAUCAAUAAAUGAAGAGUUCCUGUGUGAAGCUCAUGUUGAUUAGCUGUCUUGUUUUACAGAUAGUUAAGAAGGCAAUCGAUGAGAAGACAUGCAAUGCUCUUCAUCUUAAGGAUCACCAAGAGUUUUGAAGCUGUGAAAAUGUCGAUGGUUAGUCAACUCAGGACCCGUUCUAAAAAAUUCACGUCAGGAGCCGUUCUAAAAACAAGCGACGUCAGUUUCACUCAAGCCUUCACCAUAAAAGAAUGGUGGAAUACCAAAAGCACUCUCUCUCUCUCACUCUACUCUCUGUCUUCUGUAUCACCACCAGCCUUGUUCAGCCGUCCUUGCUCAGACAACAACGACGAUGAAGCCAUCGUUUGCAGGAAGCGGCGACGGCUCUGGUGGGUAUUGUGUUCAUAGCCACGACCUCUGGUGAACGGAUCUACUGUUGCAUGCAGUUUUGUUGACCCGAUUUGUCUGCCCGGAAAACAUAAGGGUUAGAUGUAGCCAGGGGCGGAUUUAUGUAGAAAGAACGGGUUCCCGGGAACCCAUUCGGUUUUUAAUUUUUAGUGUAAAUAUAUAUAAGAAACUGAAAAGGAACCCAUAAGUAAAUUAUAAAGGGAACCCAUAAACAAAAGAAGCCUUGGUUCCACUGGUUAUGUCCGCGCAUUUCCACCUGAUACACCCGAGUUCGAAUCCCGGUUCAACUACUUUUUGUUCCGUUUUUUUUAUUUCUCUUUUAAUUAUUUUUUUUAAUGCAAUAAAACCCAUUUAGGGUUAUGUCAGCAAACAUACGCCGCACAACACAACAACAUCAGCAGCUGCAGCUCCACCUCUGACCUCUCCGCCGAUUGCUCCCGUCGCCUGCCGCCGCUCCGCCUGCCGCUCCGCUCCGCCGCUUCGCCUGCCGCUCCGCCUGUUGCGAUUGAAUGAUUGAUUAAGGGUUUUUAAGUCUGGACGGGUGCCCCAUGAUCAACCAUACGAUGAAUUUUCGGGUGAUGUUGAGAAGGUUUAUAGGAUUUUAAGGAAGUUUCACACGCGGAUUCCGAAAUUGGAACUUGCUUUGCAACAAUCCGGUGUUGUGGUCCGCUCAGGGUUGACAUAACUCGUGUUUAAGGCUGUUCAUUUUUAUCUAAAACCCGAAACCCGACCCGAAUUCAAAGCCACCCGAACCCGAAUUAGCGAAUACCUGAAAAAGUGAACCCAGUGAAAAAAAUUCCUGGAUCCGCCACUGGAUGUAGCAAGAGAGGUGGUCACCAAAAUGAAAGUGGGUGGCGAUCGGUGGCGUUCACCGGAGGCGGUGGACUGUGGGCACCGGAAUCCAAGUGGUGGCCAGCGGUGUGCAUAUCAUUCUCUCUGUAGACUUGUGUGUAGGUGUUAAAGUCGUUGACAGUUCCUCACCAAAAGCUUAAAAUACGUUGAUACAAGCAAGUAGUGACAAAAGCAAGAAGUUAUAAAAGCCUGUGGCCAAAAUGUAAAAAUAACAAAGGAAACUGGCGCAAACCCAUGAUGUUAAUUGAUAUAUAUAAUAAUAUGGUCUCAACAAUUUUUCCUCA
Messenger RNA from Helianthus annuus (common sunflower), 4547 nucleotides. RefSeq names its product pentatricopeptide repeat-containing protein At5g12100, mitochondrial. The coding region runs from base 65 to 2416 and encodes 783 amino acids. Lineage: Eukaryota; Viridiplantae; Streptophyta; Magnoliopsida; Asterales; Asteraceae. The record is from RefSeq and is a predicted model, not a curated record. The transcript has 5 exons. Gene Ontology annotation, molecular function: protein binding.